GGUUGGAGGUCAAGUACUCCCUGCAUUGGCAGCUGUGUCAAUCAUAGACAAGGUAUGGGUGGUGUGCAGUGGUCCUGGCCCCCAGGUGUGAUCCCUGACAGAAGGGGCCAAGAUGGCAUCUGCAUCCCAUGACCCAGUCUUGGGUCCUGGCCCUUCAGAUGACGAAGAGAUCCUGCUGGAUGAUUCUGACUCAGGAAGCGUGCUUUCUGAUGACUCGGUACUCCCUGAGUAUGAACAAAUUACAGUCUAUAAGGAGCCACCUAAAACACUGUAUGAAGCCUGUGCAAGGAACGACCCCACCUCCCUGAGCAGCAUGCUGGAGAGAGGGCUCACCAAAGAGGAGGCCAUGGAGUUAGACAUCAAUGGCAGGAAUGGACUGAUGUUGGCUGUGUCCAAAGGUUUUGUAGACAUUGUCACUGUUUUACACAAAUGCCCAUUAAUAGACAUCAACCACCAAGAUAAGGACGGUAACACUGCUCUCAUGAUCGCUGCACAGGCUGGAUUCAUCACUAUCCUUAACUACAUCCUGAACUACUACUCUGGUGUGGAGACCGAGAUCAGAGACCCCCGCGGCUUCACAGCCCUCAUCAAGGCAGGCCUGCAGGGCCGAGAGGAGUGUGUGUCCGCCCUCCUGAUGCACGGUGCAGACAUGCAUGCGGUGGACCUGGUCCAAGGCAGAGGGCUUAAGGACUGGGUUCUUCGGACUGGAAGGUUUGAGACCCUGAACAGGAUACGCCGUCUGCAGGCUCAUCCUGUUGCUAAGCAGUUCUAUGAGAGCUACAAGCCUGAGUGGCCUGAACUGAAGCAGCUGGUAGAAAAGGCCUCUGCCCCCAAAACAGCCAGUCAGAAGUUGAGGCAGCGAUUAAAAGAAAGCCUUUCUUUCAGCUUCCCACAUGACGCCCAAGACAACGGGGUUAUGGACCAUAUGGUUCGGAUAACCACGAGCAUUCACAGCCCUCUAGUAGUCACCGGAUCCCGGCCACUCUGUCCAACUAGUCCUCCUGAGAUCGGCAAGAGAAGGUUCGCUGUACCAGAACUGCUAGAAAAGCACAGCAGUAAGGAGCUGGAGGAGAGCACUGUGUCCCACAGCAACGGAUCCAUCAGCUCAGCUUCUCCAACAGUUUUGUCCGCCACCUCUGUUUCUCUGACAUCCUGCUGCCAGGAAGCAGAGCGCAGAGAGAGCAUGGCAUCAGGCGGCGUGAGAAGCUUCAUCCCCCGCAGCAUGGCGCACAGGAACAGCAUAUUCCCCUCAGGCUGCAUUCCUAAGAUUGAAGUGACAAAGUCUGGGGAGCCCACACCAAAAAAGGAGAAAAAGAAGAAAAGGCAAAAGGGCUACCUAGAGCCGCCUGUCUGGAAAUAUAAGGAGGCCAAAGAGGAGAAAAAGAGAGAGAAGAAAAGACAAGAGGAGGAAAAAGAGCAAGAGAAAAAAAAUAAGGGGUCCAAAAAGUCAUCCAGCAAACACUGA
Molecule: messenger RNA, 1465 nt
Organism: Cyprinodon variegatus (sheepshead minnow)
Lineage: Eukaryota; Metazoa; Chordata; Actinopteri; Cyprinodontiformes; Cyprinodontidae
Gene: ankrd33aa
Product: ankyrin repeat domain-containing protein 33B-like
Exons: 5
Coding region: 113-1465 (450 amino acids)
Molecular function (GO): protein binding
Source: RefSeq, a predicted model, not a curated record